CGGGUCGUCAUCUGUGAGCUUCAAGGUCACAUCUGCCCAUUAUGCGCCUCCGAAAUGCUUGGGCGCUGGCCCUCGGGGUUGCGCCAGCUUUCGCCUUUCAGGAUAGCUCGCCAUUUUUCUUUGCCUCCACUUCUGACCUGCCAAUCUUUCCUGACAGUCUUCGACAACUGCAACCCGCUUCGGACACGUUAAACUUUGUACAAGCUACGCUCUCGCGCUGCCCUUCGCAAACAUAUGUCAUUGCUUCGCAGCCUGGAGCCUACGCUGCCGACUUUGCUGGCCGCCAAUCUGCUCCUCACCUGCGACGACGGAUAAGCAAGAAGGACGCCGAUAUUGCAUCCAGCUUUAGCGUCACCGAUGUCUCAGGGCAGGUGAACCCCGAUGCAUUGGAAGGAUUUUUAAAGAUGCAAUGCGGCGCUGGGUCUACGACUGUGGAUGCUUCAGUUGGCACCUUUACAACCGCGGACGACGAUAGACCUCGUGUUGUACGGGUUAACUUUCCUGCCCUCCCUACUACACGCGAGCGAAAGGACAAAUUGGGCGAACAUGAUUCUUUCCUGGCUUCGAUCAUUGAUCUUCUCCCUUCACACGACUACACUCUUGUUUAUAUCACGACACCGCCUUCGGGUGACGUGCAGCCUGAACUCGCAGAUAUCCAAGAAUAUGAAAUGGAGGACUCUUUCCCUUCCCCAUUCGCCACCGAGUUGAAGCGGGACUUGUCUCUCCACCCCCACUCUUCAAAUGAGACCAUCGAUGGCGCCCCUCUCUUCGAGAAAUACCAAUUCUUAACUCCAGGCUUGUUCCAAGGAUUUCUGGUGGGAUUCUUGCUCCUCGGAAUCUUGUUUGUUGGAAUCAAUGCCAUUGCAAGUCUGCAAGUGUCGUACGCCGCCUUUGACAAGGAGAACGGCCCUGCGGCGCAGAAGAACAAGCAGCAGUGAACGAUAUCUUACGUGACUACGUGUAUCAAAGGAUGAGAUAAUUAUUUUUUUUUAUCGUAUAUGCGUUGUAUUUUAUUUGUGGUGUUAAUAGCAUGCAUAAUACGCCGACAGGCGAUACACUGUACAUUGGCUUUUUACUGCACUCCGAAUAGAAUAUCUGUCUCGGAGCACUCUCGAGUGCUUGCGGUGUUGGAAUUGCCAUCCUGACUGCUAAUCGAGUUUUCUCGUACAUCAAAAUGGGCAGUAAAUGAUGACUUUGGAUGUUAUUCAUCUAGUCUUAAGAAACAGAAGAGGGAAACUAGGCAACUACUUGUUCUCAGUAAGAAAACUUAAAGCAUGAGAAAAUUUGGACCC
Messenger RNA from Xylona heveae TC161, 1292 nucleotides. RefSeq names its product BIG1-domain-containing protein. Gene Ontology annotation, biological process: fungal-type cell wall biogenesis; (1->6)-beta-D-glucan biosynthetic process. The transcript has 5 exons. The record is from RefSeq and is a predicted model, not a curated record. Lineage: Eukaryota; Fungi; Ascomycota; Xylonomycetes; Xylonales; Xylonaceae. Bases 42 to 938 code for a protein of 298 amino acids. Gene Ontology annotation, cellular component: endoplasmic reticulum membrane.